Ochotona princeps (American pika) is the source of this 4323-nucleotide messenger RNA. RefSeq names its product transmembrane protein 132D (gene TMEM132D). The record is from RefSeq and is a predicted model, not a curated record. The transcript has 9 exons. NCBI's taxonomy places the organism in Eukaryota, Metazoa, Chordata, Mammalia, Lagomorpha, Ochotonidae. The coding region runs from base 739 to 4032 and encodes 1097 amino acids.
CCGGGCCUCCCCCGCGCACAGCUGGCCCGCCUCCCGCGGGCGCCGGGGGGAGCCCGACGUCUCGAGGCCGGCAGUGCGCUCUGCGCGCGUAGAGCCCGGCGGACCCGAGCUUGAGCCCGAGCCGGCCCGGGGCUGGGUGGGCGGCCGGGCCGAGGCGGCGGCACGCAGAGGUGCUGCGCCCCAUCAAACUUUGGGCGCUGGAGCGCGCGCGUGGGCGCAGCGGCUGGCCCGGGAUGGGGGCCGCGUGCCAGGACACCCCAGGCCACCCCACGUUCCGGCCCAGCUGCCCUGGAGCCUCCGCGCCGCCUCUGCCGGAGUCCCGGGCGCCGCAGCCCCGCCGCCCGGCUGUCGCUCGCGCCCGCGCUCGCUAGCCAGCCCUGGAGCCGGCAGGCGCGGCCACCGCGGGCCCUGUGUUCUCUGGCGGCUUCCUCCCGGGACCACCUUGGGCACUCUUGGGCUAACAGGACAGGAAAACCCCUUGUGGAUAUAUAUUUUUAAAAUCGUGGCUGGGGGCUCGGGCUGGGGGGUGGGGCUUGCCUGCAAGCAUUCGGACUCAGAAGUCCGAGCUCGCUGGACCAGGAGCUGCCCGGCGGAGGGCGCAGGGCGGCGGGGCUGCUCGGACUGCUAGCCGGGCGCUCCUGCGCCACCCUGCCUGGCUCUGGCCUUCUGAGAGCUCAGCCAGGUCUCCUCGUUUGGACUGCGCCAGGGAGCCGAGAAUCUUCGGUCGGGUUCUCCGGGAUGUGCCCGUCUGAGAUGGGGCCGCUGUGGCACCAUUGGUCCCCCGUGCUCAUCAGCCUGGCCGCCUUGUUCUCCAAAGUGACCCAGAGCCGGGGCCUCCUGGAGAGCAUCCAGAGGUUCUCACUGCUGCCCACCUACCUGCCCGUGACCUACCGUGUGGACAGCGCCAACAUCUCCUUCUUCCUGAAGGAGGCCAACCAGGACGUCAUGCGCAACUCCAGCCUGCAGUCCCGCGUGGAGUCCUUCUUCAUCUACAAGUCCCAGAGGCUGCCGGUGCUCGCUGCCAGCUACGGGCCCUUCUCUGUGGAGCGCGUGGUGCCCCAGGACCUGCUGCUGCCCUCCAGCCCCUUUGGGCUCACAGACACCUUCUCCCUGAACUGGAAGCUGAACGCAUACGUCCUGCAUGAUCGCGUGUUCCCAAGUCAGCCCCGGCUGCAGGUCCUGUUCCACGUGGCGGGCCGGGCCUGGGGCGAGCCCCGCGCGGGGGAGCAGCUGCCCUGCCUGCGGCUCUGGGCCUUCCGAGAGACCCGCGAGGUGCGGGGCGGCUGCCGGCUGUCGGGGCCGCUGGGGCUGUGCGUGGCGCGGUUGGAGCUGCCAGCAGACUGGUUUGGGCCCCCCACCGUGGUGGCAGGCAGGAGGCGGCCCGUGGACCCUGCAGAAGGCUGUCCUGUGGAGCUGUACUACACCGUGGAACCCGCGGAUGGGUUAGGUGGCUGCACCGGGCACGAGCUGCGGAAAAGCAGUGGGCUGCGGUCAGGCCAAGGCGAGGUGGAUGAGUCCGGGCCGCCCCCACACAGGAUCGGGAGCGUCUUUCUCUACCAGACGCCCAGCCGGCCCGCCCUGCGGGAGCUGCGCCUGGACAGCAACGUGGCCAUUCAUUACAUGCCCAGGAGCGUCAGGCAGGGUGAUGUGCUCACGUUCCCCGUGUCCGUCUCCAGGAACACCACCCAGGGUGUCUUCACACUGAGGGCAAAGGUGAAGAAAGGGGUUCGCAUCAUUGGGGUGAGAGCCAGCAGCCCUUCUGUGUGGGACAUCCAGCGGAGUGUGGAGUCCACUGCCAAGUACGCACCAGCUGUCAUCGUUUGUCGGAAGAAGCUGGCUGGCUCAGACAACAGCGUGGACGGCCCCACCUACGAGGUCAUGCAGAUCGACAUUGAGAUCGCGGUGCCCAGCGACCCCCCGACCACGCAGUUCGUCACGUGGCAGGUGGAGUACCCGGGGGAGGUCACUUCAGAUCUGGGGGUGUCCAAGAUCUACGUGAGCCCACGGGAGCUGAGCGGGGUCGUCCCCCUGGCCAUGGAGGCGGAGAUCCUUAACACGGCCAUCCUCACGGGGAAGACGGUGGCCGUGCCGGUGAAGCUGGUGUCGGUGGCGGAGGACGGCGCGGUGGCCGAGCUGCGGGAGUCGGUGGAGUGCAGCUCCUCGCAGGAGGAUGUGCUGAAGGUCUCUGACAGAUGUGACUAUGUCUUUGUCAACGGCAAGGAGAUGAAAGGCAAGGUGGACGCAGUGGUGAACUUCACCUACCAGCACCUGAGUGGGCCGCUGCAGAUGACGGUGUGGGCGCCCCGGCUGCCACUGCACAUCGAGGUCUCAGACACGGAGCUCAGUCAGAUCAAAGGCUGGAGAGUGCCCAUUGUCUCCAACAAAAGGCCAGCUGGGGACAGCGAGGAAGAGGAAGAUGAGGAGAGAAGGGGCCGGGGCUGCGCUCUCCAGUACCAGCACGCCAUGGUGCGGGUCUUGACGCAGUUCGUGGCUGAGGCGGCGGGCCCUGGUGGGCAGGUGGCUCACCUGCUGGGCUCAGACUGGCAAGUGGACAUCACGGAGCUCAUCGGCGACUUCAUGCAGGUGGAGGAGCCCAGGGUGGCCGUGCUGCGGGGAGGACAGAUCCUGGUCGGCCAGGAGCUGGGGAUGACCACGCUCCAGAUCUUGUCGCCUUUGUCAGAUGCCAUCCUGGCUGAGAAGACGGUCACUGUGCUGGACGACAGGGUGACCGUCACAGACCUUGGAGUGCAGCUGGUCACGGGGCUGUCAUUGUCCCUGCAGCUCAGCCCGGGGAGCAACAGAGCCAUCUUCGCCACCACGGUGGCCCAGGAGCUACUGCAGAGGCCCAAGCAGGAAGCCGCCAUCAGCUGCUGGGUUCAGUUCAGCGACGGUUCCGUCACCCCCUUGGACAUUUACGAGGGGAAGGAUUUCUCCCUGGUGGCCACGUCCCUGGACGAGAAGGUGGUCUCCAUCCACCAAGACCCCAAGCUCAAGUGGCCGGUCAUCGCGGCCGAAACGGAAGGCCAGGGCGCCCUGGUGAGGGUGGAGCUCGCCAUCAGCGAGCCAUGCCAGAAGUCCAAACGGAAGAGCGUGCUCGCCACAGGGGCCGCACACAUCAGAGUGAAAUUUGGCCAAAAUGAUGCCACCCCCAACAGUAGCAACAGCGGGCCCCCGGGGGCAGGGGCCCAGCAGGAGGGCAGUGUCAGUGACAGGAACCCUGGAAGACACCAGCCGGAAGUGGGGAGGCCAGGAGGGCCGUCCCCUGGCAGCUCGUCCAGGGGGCUCAAGGAAGGCAGGGGUGCCACCACCGAGAGGGCUGCCUUCUGGAAGGAGCGCGUACCGGGGAGCCCCCUGGACGACAACAGCCCCGGCCGGGCCCUCCCCACUGUGCUCCCAGGCUUCCCAGACCAGGGGGACCUCCCAGGGGACAGCACAGCCAUGGACGAGAGCGACGCUGCACAGGCCUCCAAGGGCCUGAGCGACCUGGAGAUCGGCAUGUAUGCGCUGCUGGGUGUCUUCUGCCUGGCCAUCCUUGUCUUCCUCAUCAACUGUGCCACCUUCACCCUCAAGUACCGGCACAAGCAGGUGCCCUUCGAGGAGCAGGAAGGGCUGAGCCACUCGCAUGACUGGGUGGGCCUGAGCCAGCGGACCGAGCUGCUGGACAGUCAGGGCCCCCUUGCCGCCUCCCCGGAGGAGCAGGUGACAUGCGUCGACCAGGGCGUGGACCUGGAGGAGAGCAAGUACCUGCUGAGCACAGACCCCCAGAAGGGGGGCCUCAAUGGGCAGCUGCUCCAGCCCGCAGCCCCCAGCCUCAGCCUGGGCCCCGGGAAGGAGCAAGGCGAGCCCCCCACAUCGCCCACCUCCCAGAGGAAACGGGUGACGUUCACCACCUUCACGGCCAUCAGCGUCACGGGUGGCGGCAGACCUCUGGGGACGCGCAGCGAGGACGUCAAGUGGGGCUGCCAGGACCUGGGUCCCGGGCAAGGGCUGCAGUUGCACGGGCACACUGCAGAGUCGCGGGAAGGCGUGUGAGCUGGGCACGCGCUGAAUUCUGUUCUCAUUCACCUUUCGGCCUUCAAUCCUGAGAUGUGUGUGGCUGGGUCUGCACGUGGGAGAGACGGGAAGGGGGGCAGGAUGUAGGGGAGGCCCCAGGAAAUGAGCCUGUCCGGAGCCCGGAAGGCUCAGUGCUGUUCCCACAUCGGGUUUGUCCUGAGCGGCGAGAGUGCUCAGACCUGCAGGGGAGCCAGCUCUGAACUGCCAGGCUCCCGGGGAAGAUCGGCUCCAGCUCUCAUCAGAGCAGUCCGGACGCCGCUACCUGCGGGG